Molecule: messenger RNA, 9613 nt
Organism: Anopheles cruzii
Lineage: Eukaryota; Metazoa; Arthropoda; Insecta; Diptera; Culicidae
Product: mucin-19-like
Exons: 15
Coding region: 1-6909 (2302 amino acids)
Biological process (GO): regulation of transcription by RNA polymerase II
Cellular component (GO): nucleus
Source: RefSeq, a predicted model, not a curated record
AUGGAUUCAAUGAAUCGCAACGAGGCGAACAACAGCAGCCACCACCAAAGCAAGGUGGUCUUAAUGAAUCAAGGAACUGAUAGCAAUAAAGAAGGAAAUCUUACCCGAAACAGCAGCAGCGGCAGCAGCAGUAGUAACAGCGCUAGCAGCAGCGGCCACAGUAACAGCACUCGAUGCACCAGCAGUGGUAGUGGCAACAGUAGAAACAACGAUUUAAUUAUUAGCGGUAGUAAGAGUGGCAGCGAUUGUAAUUCUGACAUUACGUUCAUCGGUAGAAGUAAUCAAAAGCCUACGACCCCUCAGCAGCAGCAGCAACCGGUGGCAACCGUAUCGUCAAAGGCAGUUAUCGGAUCCUCUUCAUCUUCUGAAAAAGGCAGCGGUGGGGUGAUAAUAGUGUCAUCCACACCAGGAGCGGCAGCUGUGAGUGACAUAAAAGAUUCUAACUUUGACGACGACAACGAGUGGGACAUAGGUAUCGGUGAUUUGAUAAUCGAUUUAGACGCAGACAUUGAGAAAACCGGAUCAAACCAGCUCCAACAUCAGCAGCAACAGCAGCACCAUCGUACAGCUUCCGGUGGUGGUGUGUUGCAAUUCCUAUCCAGCCCUGAGCAGUCCUCGUCAACAGGGAAGGCAACGAAAAGUGCGACACCUGGAAACGUCUCUGGCGGCGGCGGUACUGCAGUAGAACACAAAGGGACAGGUGGAGGAGGUUCACCUACUACCACUAUUACUACCACUACGAGCAGCUCUAAGGGUCACCACCACCAUCAUCAUCAUCACCAUCAUCACCAUCAUCACCAUCGGCACAAUUCGAAUAUAAAUUCUUCGAAUAAGACCCCUGGCAUCGGCACAAAUCUUUCCCAAGGUAGCACCAGUAAGAGUAGCAGCAGCAGCAGCAACAGUAGCAGCAGCAGCAGCAGCAGCAGCACCAACAGCACCAAUAACAGCAAUAUCACAAUGUCUUCGACUACAAGCGGCUCAAGCAGUAAGUCCACGACAAAAUUGUCCGUUGACCAUCAGGCAACGCUGGACAAAGGGUUGAAAAUGAAGAUAAAACGCACCAAACCGGGAACGAAAACUUCGGAAGCAAAACACGAGAUAGUCAAAUCGGAUCAAAACGGCACAACGCCAACAACGGGCACUAUUAGUGCCGCCGGGGGAGCAAGUUCUAUUACCGGCAGCGGGUCGGCACUAGGAGCGGUGUCUUCUGCUGCGCUGACCAGCACGACUGCGGCAACCGGUGUGACGACUGCUGCUUCGGUAGCACCCGCAGGGUUGCUAAAUAUUGCCGGUGUCCCUCUCAGUGUCGGCUCCACAGCAGGAACACCACCACAUUUAGGGAACGUUUCCGACAAUACGGGUAUCGGGGGUGGUGCGACUCUUGUUCUUGGCGGCAACAACAGCAAUAGUACCAGUAACAGUAGCAGUAUAGGUGGUAUCAAUUCUGUCACCAAAACCGGCCCGGGAGCUGUGGGAGGUCACACACUUUCCACCAGCGGUGGUAGCCUAGGUGGUUCGGGGCAUAACUGCAACAACACUGCCAACGGGAGCAGCACCACAAACGCGGCGGGAGGCGCAAACAACAAUUCCAGUAGUAAUAUCAACAGUGGGAGCACUAAUAGUAGCAAUGUUAGUGGUGCCAGCAGCAACAGUGGUAGUGGUAAGAAACAUUUAUCGCAAUCUACCGGCGGCGGCGGCAGCGGCGGUAGUUCCAGCAACAGCUCGGCGGCGAGCAUCGGUGGUAGCAAUAUUGCCAAUCAGCAGUCAUUGAACUGCUCCAACUUGCUCAGUUCGCAGCAGCAGCAGCCGCAACAACAAGGUUCCAACAAACGGGGUAGCAGUGGUCACCGAAGGGACAAAGGAAAAGACAAAACUGCACACCACAAUCAGCGAGACAAAAACGAACAACCAGCACCACAGCAUCACGGCGGUAUCGAAGGGAGCGUGGCCAGCGGGAGCAUCCGGGCAUCCAUUGGCAAUGGCAGUUGCAGCUGCGUGAACCAUGACGUUCAAGUUAACGGAGCCCUUCAGCCUUGCUCGAGCGCAUCGUGCAUUUACGCCAAGAGUGUUGGAAGUGGUGGAAGCGAUCAUGGUUCAAUUAUCAGCAACACUGUGCUCAGUUCUGCUCACCGAAUUGGCGGUGGCAACACAGGUGGGUGUGCCGUUAUUGGUUCGUCCACGGGUACAACUACAAAUAGCAAUCCAGCGAACACCCCAGGCCCACCACCGUUAGGAAACGAUGUUGGCAAGGCAAUGAGUUCUACAGUUUCCACGGAUACGCACAGUACUACCGGAACUAGCAACAGCAUGACCAAUGUCAGCAACAUACAUUCCGCGAGCGCUGGGGUUCUGAAGACGCAACUACAAGCAGGUUCUCAGGCCGGUGGUGAAGUAUCUGGCGGGCGGGGAAACAAUGGCAGCAUGAUAGGUAUGUUCAACAACUGCGCUGGGCCAUCGUCAGGUUUAAUUGGAACCGGUACAGCGGCACACGACGAUAAAAGCACUAGUUCCAGUCCGCCACCGGCGAAGCGGCAUAAGAGCGAUCGAAAAGACAUGGUGGAUGUGUGCGUUGGAACCUCGGUCGGAACCAUUACGGAGCCGGACUGUUUGGGACCUUGCGAACCGGGCACAUCCGUGACGUUGGAAGGCAUUGUUUGGCACGAAACGGAGGGUGGCGUGCUGGUGGUAAAUGUUACCUGGCGAGGGAAAACCUACGUUGGGACUCUUAUUGACUGCACCAAACACGAUUGGGCUCCACCGAGAUUUUGUGAUUCUCCGACGGAGGAACUGGACUCCAGGACACCAAAAGGGCGAGGGAAGCGUGGCCGCAGUUCGACUUUGUUGCCGUCUAACGACCUCAGCAAUUUCACAGAAACUAGAAGCUCGAUGCACAGCAAGCUGAGAAAUGGGGGUUCGAAAGGUCGAGGCGCACGUGGGGGCGUGUUGGAACCAUGCGCUACUAGCAGUGGGGUGACCAAAAUUACGACGAUUGCUUCUGGGCCAUGUUCACUGGGUGUAGUCAACAAUGGUAGUGUUUCCGCUGCUAGUGGCGCAUCCAAUACACCGUCGACAUCUCCAGUAGCGUUUUUGCCGCCACGAGCCGAAAAACGUAAAUCCAAGGACGAAUCUCCCUCUCCGAUUGGUGCAGGUUCCGUUGGAAUUGGUGGUGGUGUAGCUGUUAACGUAGGUGGAAAUAACAACGGUGGCGGCAGCAGCAGUGUCACCGGUACCACUGUGAUAAACCCCGGGUGUGUAACUGCCGGUAGCAUCUCCGGUGGCGUUUUUAACAAUGGAUCCAACAGCGGCAGUGCGAUUGUUGGUGCCGCGGGACAGCAAAGCUCGCUGAUAAACCCAGUGACGGGGAUCAAUGUCCAGAUUGCUGUUACCGGGAGCUCGGCGUCCAAGAAAGGCAAAGUCGGCGUAACAGCCUGCGCCAUUUCACCCGUAUUGCUCGAGUGCCCCGAGCAAGAUUGCAGCAAAAAGUACAAGCACGCAAACGGUUUAAAGUAUCAUCAAAGUCACGCGCACGCUGGCAGUACAUCUUCGAUGGAUGAGGACUCGCUGCAGGCACCGGAAUCGCCCCAACCAACGACGACACCAUCGCCGAUGGCCAUUGUUUCACAGCUUGGCAUAGCUGAAGUUGGCGGGGUCGCGCAAACGGGCACUUCAGCAGCGACCAACAGCAACAGUGAGCUGGUGUUUGCUCUUUCUGCAAACACCACAUCAUCGGAAGCGACUUUGAGAUCGACGGCACCGAAUACCACCGCCCCCACCCAUGCAACCUCAGGAGUCACGUCAUCGAUGCUUUCCGCGACAAGUUGCAUUUCAACCAUGUCUAGUCAAUUGUCACAGCAGAGUAUGACAUCUAAACAACAGCCUCUACUGUCAAUGGGGAUACUAGCCGCCGGCAAUGCCACUAAUAAUGGCAGCAGCAGCAGCUCCAUAAUUAAGCCUCCGCCGUCCAGUAACGAUGGUACUAACACGGCACACGACGCUGCUGGCAGCAUUUCACUACAGCCAUCUGUUUCGUUGGUGGAUCAAACGGGUGGCACCACUGCAGCAACGACUCAGAGCGAUCAAGAUCCUCUCAGUAUUGGUGCUGUUGAUGGUAACCCGGGAUCGUUGAAUGGUAAGGAUGGAAUGGACGAUGCUGAGACGAAUUCGAAAUCGUCCGUUUCAGGACCAAUGAGUAGGACCGCAGUGACCGGUGUGCCAAUGCCCUCUAGCGGUGCACAAUCUACCACCGUCGAUGCAACUAAAACAUCACACAGCUAUGUUAAACAAAAGAAGUGUCGGAAGUCUCCGGGGCCCAUGGAGUACGAUGCAAUGGCUUCGUCUGCCGCAAACCGUACUGAAGAUGUUCAAAGUCCAGCUUAUAGUGAUAUCAGCGAUGAUUCUACUCCGGUCACCGAUUCAACCGAUCUGCCAAUGGGUGGAGGUGGAGCUGAAAAAUCAAAAAGUUCUCAUAUCACUGAGUUGGGCACUCGAAAACCUAAUGAUCCACCAGCUGAAAGUGGUAACCCUUCAAUAAACAACAGUCCAACGCCCGGUGGACCGCUGACACCCCUUGCUGGAUAUGGCAUGUAUCCGUAUUAUGCCGGGCUGCCUCAUCAGCAGCCACCUCCGCCGGCUGGAGCGUACUUCCCUGCAGCUCCAGAUGUUGGGUCUAAUAAACCUCCACCUCCGCAACCUAUGGGGAGCGUAGUGGCACACGGCAUACCGACAGGCCAUGCGGGUCCAGGUGGUGGUGCGCCAGGAAGUGCGAUGGAAUACACUAAAAGCAAAGAACCGCCCCUGGAUCUUAUCAAUAAGCCAAACAGUGCUGGCCUUCAACAACAUCCCCUGCAUCAACCACAGUUGCCGCCUUCGUUGCCUCCGCCGCCAAACCUUGCUUCUGCUGGCCAACAAUCUGGGGACGUGAGAGGCAUGUCACUGAAUGCCGCCGGUGUGGGAUUACAGCAUACAGACCAUAAGGAUGGUUCUUUAUUAGCUGCUGGCCCACCACCGCCGCCACCUGGAGGCAAAGUUCUCCAACACUAUUAUCCCUAUGGGUACGUGCCACCUGGUUACAACUAUCCUGGUCUAGAUCCUGCUUAUGGCCCAAUAUCGGUGAUACCAGAAGAUUCCAAACAUAAUGUGGCAAUCACAAUAAAGGAGGAAAGAUCGAAAGAGAGCCAAAGUCCUAGCGAGUAUAGUAAAUUAGGAACGCCCACGAUGAUGGCGACGAAACUAAUAAAAUCAGAAUCUACAAAAGAUGUAAAGACUGAAUCAGGGAUCGGCAGUAGUGGUCAUCAUGGGCCUGGACUACACCCUAAGGAUCAACAGCCUAGCGGGCCAAACCAGCAACCUCCUCCUCCGUUACCAUCGCAACCGCUUGGACCGUACGGUAAUAUGUUUCAACGACACGGAUUGAAUGUAAUACCUCCCAACAGUGGUCCACCGCCACCCCCUUCGCCGCUUAUGUCAACGAGAGAGGAAGAUCUAAGAAGGUUAUUCAGUUACUCCGAUCAGCGGCGUGGUGGAAAUGCACCUCUACCUGCAGGACACCUUGGUCCAUCGCUUUCGGCCGGUCUCAACCUUAAAGAGGAAUCCAACGCUUCCUUAUCGCACAGCCAGCAGUCGCAACAGUCGGGCAUGCAUGGUCAAUCGAUCGGCAGUAUGGUGGGUUCAGUUUCCGGAAAAGCUUCAAAAUCUUCCUCGCUGCAAGGAUCAUCGUCCGCGUCUGUGAAGGGUAAUUCCAAGGGCACGGACGGUAGUGGGGGCAGCAGUAUGAAACAGCAGCAAUCGCAGCAAGAAGAUAAAGAAAGCAGCGUGAAGGUAAAACAGGAAGGACAGAAGCCGACGAUGGAAACGCAGGGCCCACCGCCACCGCCGACUUCGCAGUACUAUUCACCAUCGCUGUACAUGAGCGCGGCACCGUUUGGAUUCGACCCAAACCAUCAAAUGUACCGACAGAUGCUUGUUUCAACAGCACCGUACAAUGCGCCUCCGUAUCACUUGCAAAUACCACGAUUCAAUCACCCACCCGAGGACUUGUCUCGGAAUCAAAGUACAAAAGCAUUAGACCUGCUACAGCACCAUGCCAGUCAGUACUACAACUCGCAUAAGAUACACGAGCUAAGUGAGCGCGCACUGAAAAGUCCGACCAGCAGCAGCGUCAAAGUAAGCGUAUCAAGUCCCAACCCUUCGCAGCAACCCGGUUGCCAAAAUCCUAAUCUAUGCAUUCCUCCACCAAACAGUAGCGCAGGAUUGUCUUUACAGCAACAACAACCAGUUGCUGCGACGCAGCAACAACAGCAGCAGCAACAGCAAUCAUCUAAUUCAAGUGGUGUUGGUGGCGUUGGGGGUAGUGGUGGUGGAGGAGGAAAUGGCAGUGGAGGCAAUGGUGGAAGUGGAAUUGGUGGUGAAGUUGGUAGUGGAGCUGGAGGUAUUGGUGGCGGAGGCGGUGGUGGCGGUGGCAAUGGGAGUGUUAGUGGGCCUCCACCUUUGCAGCAAUCAUCGUCGCAACAACAACAACAAAGCCUGUCCUCGUCCGGAAAUCAUUUGCAAGGGUUAUCACUCAAUAGUACAGCUGGCAAUGGUGGUAACUGUGCGGGAGGAAUUAACAACAGUCUGGGCGGCGGAGGAAGCAGCAAUAGUGGCGGAGGCACAGGAACCGAUAGUUGUGUGGCGAAGGAUCACGGAAGUAGUAAUGUUGGGGGUAGCUCCCAGCAUCAAUCAUCGGGCGGUGGUGGUGGUAAUGGCACAAGAAGUCCACCACCACAACGACACGUUCAUACGCACCACCAUACUCACGUUGGUUUGGGGUAUCCGAUGUUUCAGGCACCUUACGGAGCGGUAUUAACGAGUCCACAGGCGGCUGCCGUCACCGUACUAAAUCCUUUCCAGACGGGACCACCAACCAAGUGAAAGUAAACGCCAGAGGCAAUUCAGUGGCUAACCAAGUGAAACAGGCACGCGACCAAUUGAUCGUCGCCGCAGUUGUGUGAUAUUAGAACGAGAGUUACGUGGAAACAAUGGUCUCUUUCUCACUAUCUUCCUGACGAAGACAAGAGCCACAUCAAUAAAAAAAAAGGCCAGAAUCGUGCCAAUACAUGUCGAUCUACGAAACACGUCGUUCUUCUAAACCCUACUAUAAUUGAUUAAUUAGUUACGACAAGUAAUUGUCAGUUCAUAGAAUGUAGCGUAAUCAUCAGGACUGUAGCGGCAGAGUAAUUGAUUCGCGUAACAGGGAAACGAUCCUUAGCUUACUUUGUUCAACAACCCUGAUGGUGUGAUAAGUCCGCGAGCGAGGAUGAGCAUAUAUUAGCAAGUGAGAGAACAUUGUCAAAGUGAAAAAAGAACACGUCGUCGUCGAGACUUAGGAAGAAGAAACGCUGCUAACCAUAGAGCUUUGUUCUUUUUUUAUUGUUUUGAAUGAAGGAGGUACUGUUUUCAGUUUUGCCAGCAUGAUCAACGUCAAUAGUUAUUGUUCACAUGCGGUUAACAAGCAAAACCUGCGGUGAACGCUGUUAAUCCGAUUAUUGUGCAUUCAAUUGGUAAACAGAACGAUGAGUAGCGACGACGAGAAAAACGGAAACCGUGGUGGUUCGGAAGAAGAAUGCGUUUUAAUCAAAUCAAGCUCUAAUGUCUUAGAAAAGUCUAGCUCUUACUUAAGAUCGAUGUUAUAAAACAGCAAAGGCGUUAAAUAUACUCCAACUACAGGGGCGUCGACGUGUAUAUUUUGUAGAAUUGUAAAUGAAAUUUCUUUCCGAUAUAACGCACUGACGGUGAUACCGACGAGUAUUAUUCGUACAGAGGAGAAAAGAAAAACAACGCGUCGCGACACGAGAAGAAAAAGGAAGUCAAGAUUAUAAACAUCGGUACACGAUGAAACGAAAAAGAAAUCUACUUACUAAAUCGUUGUUAAACACAUUUUAGAAAUAGUAAGCUAAUAAGAAAAGAUUGGAUAAGUAAAAAGACCUAGAACAGGCGACGAAAGGAUGUCGAAUGGUGUGGAGAUGUAGAUGUAGAGAGAGAGAGAGAGAAAUGAGAGAAUAAGGUGUCUGCUGGAGGCAAAACACAAAUGCACAACAGUUUUUGAUAGGAGUUCUGCAUCGUUUAGGAGGCGUUGUAAUAUAUUUUUGUACAAAAUCUAAUAAUUAAGUUAUAUUGAAACAAGUAGGCGUCGUACAAAAUUGUUCUUCGAGCAAUUGAAAAGCGCGGAAUGUGCGAGUUUUUAGAUGUAAAUUUUUGUAGAAAAUAGCUUUAGGACGAAGGAUUGCCUCCCUUGCACAGUUGAGAAACGUCGAGAAAAGCGCACAGUUCCUCGUUCUUGUCGAUAAGGGUGAGCGCGCAGCAAAAAAAAUAAAUAAAUAACGGUAAAACGUCUGGAAAAGAAUUUAAGUAUGCUGAAAAAGGGAAGAAUGGGCAGAUACGUCGCGUGAAACAUUUGAGUCUUUCUUGCUGAAGGUUGGAGACAUACCUGACACGAAACUGUGUAUGAAAACAAAAGCUUGUUCAUAUCGAGGGUUUACCAACAUCAUUCGCUUUUGCUAACUAACCCAAAACGAAGGGUUGCAUGGAUGCGAGCUGAGCACAGGGCGCAAAAUGUCUGCCCAUUGUACAUGCUACCACACUAUUUUCAUCUUAUAAAUUUUAAUUUUCCGUUACUAGGUUGCGCUAAUUUCUACAAGACCACGUCCUUGUAGGCACAUUUAUUUGCCGAUACGAACGGUGGCGUAUGCUACCAAAAAAUUGCGAAAAAGGAAAGGAAAACUGCUAACUUGCCUGAAUACACACUUUGUUUUGGCACCAUUUUGUAUGGUGCAGCUUUAUGAGAUUUAUAACAUGCUCGAUGUUAUUUCAAACAAUAUUAGUAGGCUUUUUGUGUUAUGCAAGUUUUUUUCCCAAAAUGUAUGCGUUGCUUGAUUUUGUGUAGCAAAUUCACGAACAUGCUUUCAAAGCGCUGUUUCGGGGUAGGAGCUAAAACGUGAUAUUCCAUCACUUUUCGCAAUUUAAAAAACCGUUGGUUGGCAGCGUUAGUGUAUGAUAAUAGUGUCAGCUCUCCUUUUUUUUGGAUACUAAACGUUGUCACCCUUGCCGGCGUGAGGUCACAGUAUCAUGCGCCUCCUUCGACUCCAUUGAUGCGUAUAAAAAAUGGAUAGUACGAAAGCAUAAGAAACCCCAAACACGGUAGCAAAAGAAAAUUCGGGUAUUAUUGAGGAAACGAGAAACAAAACACAUAUGAAAAUGUAAAACGUGCCGUGUUCUCCCUUCUAUAUCAUUAAGCUUCUAGAAGCAAAGUGUGAGUAUAAAAUAAUGGUACUAUUAUUGAUUAUGAUGAUAAUAAUUAUAAUAUUAAUUGGAUCUAGUUUGAUAACGAAUAUGGUACACAAAAAAGAACACGCAACUGAGUGUAGCUUAUAAAUAUUCGCAAAUGGAUAAAGGAAACAGACAGAAAAACACAAAAUCUGCUAUAUGUGAAAUAAGCAUCAAUACACACACAUAUAUAUAUAUAUAUAAAUAUAUAUAUAUACAUAAAAUCAUACCUUACAUAAUUUAGGAGGGUACAUUCCGUGUAUUGGAAAAAUACAGUCAUAAAACGAGCAUGGAAAAUAAACCGAAGCAAAAU